Molecule: messenger RNA, 2611 nt
Organism: Marchantia polymorpha subsp. ruderalis
Lineage: Eukaryota; Viridiplantae; Streptophyta; Marchantiopsida; Marchantiales; Marchantiaceae
Source: the annotation of a GenBank genome assembly
AUCCACACUAUUUAAUGAGAUGAUCUGAUGAUUGAGCUGCAAAUUUCUACGCGCUACACUUCGGAGUGUCUGUCUUCCCGUGGGUGUUGAUGCAGCUAGAUUCGCAAUCUCCCAGUCCAAUCGUACAUGGAGUUUUACCAAAGCAGAGUACUUCACAUCUGAGAUAUCUGCGCUUCCAUGCUUUCCAUGACAUUCUGCGUUUAUUUCGCACCAUCUUUGCUAGGAACGAGUUUUUUGGAUUUCAGAUUCACCUGCAGAGCUUUCAGCUUGUCCACUCGUUAAGUCACCAGUGCAAAUCAAACAGCUCUCUCCGUUCUUCACAAAAGAGUGCAAGAAGUGGCAUGCCCAGCACUCACAUGCACACAAGUUGUCACAGUGGAUCAGGAAGUUAGUUCUCUUGGGGUGAGCCGGUUCUUCGGAUCGAGGAGGAGGCUUCGUGUAGUCCAGGUGACAUUGCGCUCGCGCAUGCCAAGCAGCAAACGUUUCUUACUCUGUGCGAGUGGAGGAGAGAAUGGAAGGUGCAGGUGCGUCCAAUGUCAGUCACGCUGCUGAGACACAGGGAAUGGACUCUGCGGACGAGGAACCGGACCUUCCCUCCGCUGUCCAGGACCUUAUACGGAGUCUUAUACGGAGUCUGGAAGCAAAUGAGAGCGGCGUAGUAUGGCGGGAGAUUGCAUCGCUCUCCAGCACUUGGCGCCUUCGAGUGCUGGAGGCAAUCGGCAGCUGCAAUACUAUUCCGAUUCUGGACGUGAACCGUAUUUGUGACGGAAACAUAUCGAGGUUUACGGAAAGUGAGUGGGAGGUUCUUUUCAGAGGAUUUAAAUCUAGCACCGUUCUAAGAGUCAUAUUCCUUAAUAAAUUGGAAUGGAGUUCAGAUGCGGAAGUGGAGAGCUUGUGUUCACAGAUAGGGAGUAUUCUGAAUACCUCUAGCAUACUUUAUUUGCGCAUAGGACAUAUCAAAUUGAGUGCCAGAUGUUGGUUGAGUCUCGCCUCAGGACUGCGAGGAAAUUCCGAUUCUAAACUAAACUACUUAGAUUUAGAGGACGCGUGGGAGGAAACGAGUGCGGUGAAGCAUGUGGCUGACAUGGUCAACAGUGGUCUUAAUGUAUUGAGAAUAGGCGAAAUAGACGACAUGGAGGAGGAGGCCGUUGGAAUCUUGUCCCAGGCUUUGAUCCAAAGCUCGUCCCUGAAAGGAUUGAUCUUGGAGAAGGGGAGCGGGGACCGGGGAGCGGCUUUGUUGCUGAGAGGUUUGGCCGGAGAUGAUGGCAACCGAUCCAUUGAAGGUCUUUGGCUGUGGGACAUGGAUGGACUCGGAGGCUGUUUAAGAGAACUUCUUACUUCCAACACAUCAUUGAAGGAAGUGACGUUGCGCAACUUGCGGAUGAGUCCUGAGGACUGGCGCCAGCUCGGCGUUGUCAUACUUGACAAUGCUAUAGCAACACACACUAAAGUUCACUUUAGUGAUGAUGUUGUACGUGGUGGAUACAACAUCUCAGAUAACUGGGAGUCAAUAGAAGCUCUUGCGUGUGCUGCUAGCUCCGAAAACAAGGACCCCACAUUGGAGUUUUUACUCCACUCGUCGACUGAGGAUGGGUUCAUGUUAUCAUUAAACCUAUUAGGUAGGGUACUGCGCGGGGAAAUCAAAUCCUUGAAAUCUUUCGAAAUACACUAUGUAAACAAUAAAUUUCCAAAGAUUUUAAGAUGUACCAACCUAGAUAGAACGGAAAGUAUCUUGUCGAUGAAUGGACAAACUGGAGAAACUUCCGUCCUGAAAAGACUCGAAUUGAGAGUUGAAAGCAACGAUAUUUGGAAGGUAGUAUGGAAAGCCCUGCUUUUGUUCCUGCGAGGGAACACAAGUCUCACUCACUUGGUUCUGCGUCAAAACGAGCUCGAAGAAGAGGCGUUCAAGGACAUGAUGGAGGUACUCCAAGUGAAUUUGACUCUCCAGGAAAUAAAUGUCUCAGGCACCUCAUGGGCAAGGGACGGAAAGGAGGGGAUUAUUCAAGAGGCCCUCAGGCAGAAUCAGAAGCGGCCGCCUACAUGUCCGUGUUCAUAGAGGCCAAACUCAAACUUGGAGAUUCAAAAGUUGGUCGACUCUUUCUAUGCGGCUCUACUAGAGCAUGCAUGAGUAAAUUGCGUCAAACCUUGAUGAGGAUAGUUCAGUGCAAAAGUUGGUUUGGAACGAAACUGAACAAUUUGUUUAGAACAAAAGGUAUCGAAGUGGAGUUCUUGCAAAACGAUGACCAAAGGCAAAUUUCUAUUUGGGAUCUUGCGGGUCAAGAAAUUUUUCGUACCCUUCAAACUGUGUUGUUCCCUCAAACCAGCAAUUUUUGUGCUUUUUAUUUUUGUAUAGCUCUUUUUGUGAGAAAACAUCUUCUUACAAAGAAAACUCUUGUUUUCAGAGAGAGUUGGAGGAAUGGAUGAGAUUUAUCACAUCCAGCUCUAGGGACACUGGACAUAAUCGUCCACAAGUUCUUGUUUUGAUUUCACACAAGGAUAAAACCAAAUCCAGCUCUUUGACUUGGGCUCACUCAAUAGUGAAUGAUGUCACCCAAAGAUUUGCAAAAUUUGUAGAUCUUCAUCCAAUUCAAGAGUGUUUUUAUGUGGAUGC